UUUAAAUGAUCAACUUGUUGAAAGGUAGUCAGGGCGCUCAUGUGGAAGUGUGCCACUCUAUUUGGGAAAUGCGCGAGCAGGAAUCUUGCACUAUAGGAAACAGACGCUGGAUUUCCAGUGGCGCGUGAGGACGAUUAAUAUCUGCCAACUAUAAUUAAAAACACGGUUUACUCUAUUUUAAACAUUUUACCGCUGGUAUUCGCGUACAUCUACCCGAGGCGAUAUAGAUUUAAUACAAUUAAGUAACGUAUCAUCACUGAUUUUUUUUAAAAAAAAUUUUAAAUAUUGAGAAUAUAUUUAGCGCAUUUUCCGGAUUGUUUCAUUUUAUUUGGAAGCUACGCAAACUUUACUGUCGACGAGGAAGGCACGAGCUGGCCAUCCAGAACCGUUUGUGGAAUAUAUGUUGAAAUUUCCGUAUUGACAUACUAUUUGGAUGGACUACUGUUUGGAUUUUUCUACAAUAAGACUUGUCCUGGCAUUCGAGAUGAGUUAUUUGACGUCACUGUUACAAAUAGUUGCUGCUGUCCAGUUGAACCUUUUACCUGCACAGAGUUCUUCCUUAGUAAAUGUAAACAGCACUAAAGUGAUGCUCUUUCAAGAGGUUUGGGGGAAAAGCUUCUGCCGCACUAUAGAGAAGCUAGUGGAAGUCGUUCAGGAGUACCCUGGGGAGGUGGAGCACAUUUUCAGCCCCGCAUGUGUGCCAUUGGUCCGCUGUGCUGGUUGCUGUGGAGAUGAGAACCUGGAGUGUCACCCUACGCUUACUUCUAACACCACUAUGCAAUUAUUAAAGAUUAAGCCAGCAGAGCAGGGCCAGGAAUAUGUGGAGAUGACCUUUGUGGAGCACAAAGCCUGUGAAUGUAGACAAAGAAAACGUACAACAAAGCAAGACAGAUGGAAACCCAGAAAUAGAGGGAGAAAAAGGAAGGAGAAACAAAGAGUAAAAGACUGUGACAAGUGCCAGCCUCCCCGUAGGUAAAUGCUGUCUCGCCGUGAUGCCAGCCAAUCACGCACACCCGCCCCCUUCUGUGUGACCCUCACCAUCAUCAUCAUUCACUUAUGGAUACUGCCACUGCUCUGCACCCCACGAUCCCAGAUGCAGAGUUGUUAUGGUGACGGGGCUUCUGUCAGCAGUGAUCUAUACAGGAAACUCCUGUUGUGCUAGUCUCUACAGAAGAAAAACAACAGAAGACCAAACCUAAAAUCUGAGACUGACUUAAACCCAAAGGACUUAUAUUAUUAUAAUAUAAUAAGAUUGAUAUUUUAUUGUGUUAUAUUAAUAACAUUAGUAGAAGUAAAGUAGUAUAGUAGUAGUAGUGUAACUGGUUUAGCUGCCAGCUUUUUUCAAGUCUUCCCCCUUAUUUAUUAAAAUCCACUGAAGUACAACUGGUUGUGUUCCAUUAAUCAAUUAACAAAGCCAUUUUGUAUUUGUUCAGAAGAGGAACCACAUAACAAACAAUGCCAAAGAUAUUCUAUUUUCAUUUGUCUUUAGAUUCUAUAUCGCAACUAUGCCUAGACUGUAUUACAGUUUAUCAUGUGAAAACCAUCUUAGGUGAUGUUUUCAUAUGUAGUAUUUUAUGUUUGCUUAUUUUAAAGCUUCUCUGUGGGUUUAGCCCUCGACUUGAGCAUCAAAUAAGUGGAUUGACAUACUGACCUCUAGUGGUAAUAAUAAAAUAAUUACAUUCACAAAGCGUUCUUCAAAUAAUAAUACUGAUCUAAAAGUCAUCCUGUAAUAAUAUAUAUAUAUCAUUGUAGUAUUUCAGCUUUGGUGAUAAUGAAAGAUUUGAUGUGUGCACUGUGUAAGGACAAAGACUUUGCUCUGAAAGGGCCAGUCAACAGGAACCGAGACAGACGUUCAUCACGAUAUAAGUGAAUGUUGGUGUAUUGUGUUGUUUUGUCAAUGAAAAUGACUGAAUUUCCUACACUUUGGACUUUUGGAAAGUGCCGGAAUUAAACCAAAGAAGCAUUAUUAUCUAUGCUGCUGACGGAGUGUAGAGCCCUAAAUACAAAUGCAAUAUUUUUCACCAAAGGGCUAUUUAAUUCCCACUGUAUAAAAAUGUUGUAUGUUUUUCAAAAUACUGUUAAUAUCUAUUAAUAUUAUACAAAUUUAAGAGUACCUUUCAAAAUAGAGUGACUAUUGUUUGUUAUUUCUGAUUAUCAUUAAAAAUAUUUUGUGAAACA
This is a messenger RNA of Ctenopharyngodon idella (grass carp), 2178 nucleotides long. RefSeq names its product placental growth factor b (gene pgfb). Gene Ontology annotation, molecular function: chemoattractant activity; growth factor activity; vascular endothelial growth factor receptor binding. The transcript has 7 exons. Gene Ontology annotation, biological process: positive regulation of endothelial cell proliferation; positive regulation of mast cell chemotaxis; positive regulation of protein phosphorylation. The coding region runs from base 434 to 976 and encodes 180 amino acids. Gene Ontology annotation, cellular component: membrane. The record is from RefSeq and is a predicted model, not a curated record. NCBI's taxonomy places the organism in Eukaryota, Metazoa, Chordata, Actinopteri, Cypriniformes, Xenocyprididae.